Molecule: messenger RNA, 6191 nt
Organism: Epinephelus lanceolatus (giant grouper)
Lineage: Eukaryota; Metazoa; Chordata; Actinopteri; Perciformes; Serranidae
Source: RefSeq, a predicted model, not a curated record
UACACACCCCUGCCUCUUCUGAUAAAUAGAGUACAGUCCCUAAGUCAAUGCUUAUUGUUCAGAAGUAAAGUUUUAAUAGUUGGAACUGUUCUUUCUGUUCUUGUGGGGAUAUAAUCUAAGCCACAGAGAGGUUAUUACUAUUAUUAUUAUUGUUGUUGUUGUUAGAGAAACCAUACAAAUUUAAAAAUCUGGGCAUUGUCUUUAGAUGCCACGAAUGCUUUUAUUUUUGAAGGUUGCAUUGUAUUACUUCCGCUUUCUGUCUGUCUCGCGCUGGCUAACUUGACACAAGUAGGUAGCAGCAGGCAGCUAUCGGUGUGAGGCUGGAGCUCAGCUCAGGGGAACCAGCCGGAGUUGACGGUGUUAGCUUAGCCACCAUAGCCUGCUAGCGAGUCAUCUGCUGUUGUAUGUCUGCCAGCAUGCUAAUGGAGGCAGCUUAACCGCGACACACUGCAGCUCGUCUCCUGUGUGACUCUGUAGAGGUCCAGCCGAGCUGAACUCCGCGGAGCCAUGCGACAGUGGUGUGUCCCCGCUGCGACCCCGCGCACUGAACCACUCCCGGGGCGCCUGUCUGUGUCACCCCCUCCUCCAGAUGCCAGGAUGGAGUGCUGUGAGGUGGAGCCGCGCUACACCAUCGAGCAGAUCGACCUCCUGCAGCGCCUGCGUCUAUCCGGCAUGACCAAACCUCAGAUCAUCCACGCUUUGGAGUCCCUGGAGAGGCUCGACCCUGACCACCGCCCGUCGCACUGUGACUCCCAACCCGCCCCGUCCAACAACACCCCCACCACAGCUGCUCCGGCCCCGUCCUCAUCUUCAUCCUCCUCCUCCUCGCUCUCCCUAGCCUCUGCUACCACGCAGACCUCCGGCCUUGACGGCGCUGCUCUGUCCCCUAGCAAUAGCUACGAGGCCUCGCCUCCGCCCCUCUACCCUCCCAGUGUGGCGGUCCAGCGGUCAUUCAGCUACGACAUGAUGGGAGAGGAGGAGUGGGACCUGGAGGAGAAGGUGGAGGAGUACAUGAGGAGAGACAGCAACCUGGUGAAAGAAGAGAUCAAAACUUUCCUCAACAAUCGCAGGAUCUCUCAGGCCAUCGUAGGCCAAGUUACAGGCAUCAGCCAGAGCUACAUCUCUCAGUGGUUGCUGCAGCAGGGCCUGGAGAUGAGCGACUCCAAACGCAGAGCUUUCUACCGCUGGUACCUGCUGGAGAGGAACAACCCAGGGCUGAGGUGGAGUGAAAGCCAGCACAGCGUGAGCCCCAUGCCCAGGGCCAGGGGAGGGGACAGAGACGGGACGGUAGCAGGGGCAAGCGGCAGCCUCCCCAACCCCAACACCAACCUCAACCCCAACCCAGUGUGGAGCAGGCAGAGAGAGCUGCUGAUGCACUUGCUGCCGUGGUACACUGCUGCUGCCGCGGCCGCCCAGGCCCAGCCAGGGGCCACCUUGUCAAUGCGGUCUCUGGUGAAGGAGGAACCUGAUUGGAGGACAGGGAUCAUGGCAGGCGACAGAGCAGGGAUGGUGGGCGGACCUCUGAGGCUGCGCAGAGGAAGCCGGUUCACCUGGAGGAAGGAGUGUCAGUCAAUCAUGGAGAGCUUCUUCAUGGAGAACCAGUACCCAGAUGAAGCCAAGCGAGAGGAGAUUGCCAACGCCUGUAACUCUGUCAUUCAGAAACCAGGUAGGAAGAGGCGCUGGGACUGUAUGGAGGCGUGCUCCUCUGCCAUUUUGGAAAGCCAUGGAAUUGAGGUGCCAAGUCCAAGCUGCCACUCAAACGGUGAGGAAGGAGAGAUGCACGAGUUUGGCGAUCAGGUGAAUCAUCGCUUCUCAGAGCAGGAAGAGACAUCUUCCCACAGGAUUGCUGACCAACAAGACCCCUCCUCAUUGGCUACUACAGAGGUCGCAGCCCUGCCGAGCCCCACCCCUCAGGUCCUGGAUCAGAAAGAGGAGGAUUCAAAAAGGGAGACUGUGGAUGAAGAGUGACCAAAGCCAGUGGAGUUUGGAUCGUAUUUGAAUUUUAAUCAGAUGAAAUAGGAAAACAAUAAGUGUCUCCUCCUCCACACAUGUAGGGCCUUUGGGGCCUGUGGCACCCGAAAAUCAAAGGGAGAGGGGUGCUGAGGCUCGCUGAGGUGCCUCUGAUGGUAAGGAGACCACUGUAUUUAUCAACAGUAAUCCUGCUUAUAUUAACGGCAAUAUACAGUAUAUAUAUAUCAAUAUAUAGUGCAUUCCAAGAUGGUAUUAAAAAGCCUAAAAUCCUUAGAGGGAGAAUUAUGUAAAAGAUACCUCGCCCAUUUUAAGCUAAGCCUUUUCUUGUUUCUUUGCUACAUGCCUUCUUUUAGCCUUUUCAGAGCGCUUGUUUGAUGGACUGUGGUGCCACGAGCGUGCUGAGCCUGCAGGUCAGGUGUGUUUGGGUGUGGGGUUAAAGUACGAUAUCAAGUAUCCAGUUAAUGGUGAUACGAAUGCCCUGCGCUUGCUUGAAUGUCUUUGACCCAUCUGGUUCGUAAGACUCUAACCUCAAUCAAUCGAUUGAUUCAGUCAGUCGAUCAAUCAACGAGUGCUGUUAUCAAAUCCGUAAAACCCUGAGGGACAACUGGAAUCUCAGGAAAUCCCAAAAAAUGGUGGAUAAGGACAGUGAAGAGUUGUCUUAACAUCCGCUUUUUUUUCUUCAUCUUGAUUUUCCUCAUCAUAACUGUGUUUAACCAAAACAGGAUGUGUUAUUUAUACCUUUUUAUAUUAGCAAGACAAGCCUAAGACAAUAUAUCAUCGUAUCUCUUUGUCAUCGGUCUUCUUUGUUAUACUGAAUGCUGCUGUUUGUUUGGUCAUUUUUGGAGGAUAUCCUCAUUUCAAAGUCUGUCUCAAUCCUCAACUCAGCCAGUGAAGCUAGACUACACACACAGGUCUACUCAGUUUAUGUUUUUCUUUAACGUUUGAAAGAACGCUAAAACAAAUGUGAUCAAAAGUGAUGCGUUAGCUUACACGCUACAAGCACCUUCUCUCCUAUUGGAAUAAGCUAAAGCUUAAGCUCCUGUAAGUUUGUAUGACUGCAAAGCUGCACUUCAAAGUGGAUCUCACUAUAACUGAAAGAGGGAAGCGUUACCGACUACCUGCAUUUGGGCCUCGACAUGUAAAUAACCCAGAGAAUAUACACGUCUGUGGGUGCUUUCCUUCAAAUUACAUUAGCACUAUAUAGAAACUGUUAUUUGUCAAACUUGAAUAGCUUCCUUAAAAAACUUCACUUACAAAAUGAUCAUUUGCGUGUCAGUUACUUACUACAUGUGACUUUGAAUUUGUGAAGGAAACUGUUUUUCUCGCAUGUCUUUAUGGUGAACGAAGAAUCCAAAAAAUGCGAACAUUCCUCAUGACUGAAAGUAAACUGGGACCACAUUUAACAACAACAAAACUAUAACACAAAAACAUCUAUUCACAAACUGUCACAGAACUCAUGCAGUAUAAUCCAAGUCUCAUUUAUCCAGGUCGUAUGCUCAGUGUCUCCCAAAUACAAUUCAGAGUUCCCACAGUCAUGGAACACCUGGAAAAGUCAUGGCAUUUGUAAAAACCUUUGAAAGUUUUGGAAAAGUCGUGGGAUUUUGUUGUGUGUGAUGAAAUUGUUUCAGUAAUUUUCCAUGGAUAAGCUUUUACGUAAUGUAACAUAAAGGCAAAUCUAUUUACUGUAGCUGUCGACGUCACGUAGCUCAGUUACAUGUACCGUUUUGUUUACCAUCAGGUAUGUUUGUGUAUUUUUUCCCGUGUUUCGUCUUUCUGAAUGGAGAAUAAGUCUGAUAUGUUUGAAAAACCCUGGGCAAGUGGGGCAAAAAAAAUAGGAGUCCUGAAAAAGUCUAGGUCACUGUGCUAUGCAGUGUACUUCUGGGGACAUUUUGGUCCCCAGAUUUUGCUGCAGAGUGAGCGCUCCUGUCCGGACAGGAUGGAGCGGCACAGAGGAGGAGAAACAUUCUAGCUCUGAGACAACAUUAUCUUCCCUCCUCUGCUUAGAAGUGGUGAGGUUACAGCUCAGAGCAACUUAAUACGACACAGUGUCUGGCUUUUGUUUGAUAUCUAGUGUCAGCAAAAAAUGUUGUUGCACAAUUCUGAUCCACUGUUAGUGCCGUCAGCUGGUUUACUAUAUAACAUGGAUGCUGUUGUCACACUGAACGUCCCAAUGAGCCCUGUUCAAACUUUACACAUUUAUAAAGGAAAAAAAACAAAGGACGAAUAGUUGAAUAUUUGUAUUUAACGGCCAAAUCUGAUUUGACUGACAUAAUUGUCAGUUGGGUACAGCCCAAAAAAAAGUCAUGGAAAAGUUUAGAAAUUUUGUCCAUAAAAAUGUGUGAAAACCCUGAUACAUGCAUUCUCACUAAAACAUAAUGAUUUAAAACACUCAAGCCGUGAGCAUUUUGCGCCACUUGGCCGUGCAUUAGACUGUUUGUACUGACAUGUUUUAAAUCGAAAUUUUUCUGCCCCCACGCCAGUGACAGCUGUGGUCGCAGGCAUCCAGUUUUCUGGUUGUCCCUCCGUCUAUCUGUCCCAUUCUCGUGAAUACGACAUCUCUAGAAUGCCUUGAAGCAAUUUUUUCAUAUUGGGCACAAACGUCCACUUGGACUCAGUGAUGAACAGAGUAGAAUUUGGUGGUCAAAGGUCAAGGUCACUGUGCCUGUGUCCAUCUCAUUCUCAAGAACACACUAUCUCUAGAACACCCUGAGGGAAUUUUUUCAUUUUGGGCACAAAUGUCCACUUGGAUUAAUGAUGAACAGAGAAGAAUUUGGUGGUCAAAGGUCAAGGUCACUGUGACUGUGUCCAUCUCAUUUUCAAGAACGCAAUAUCUCAAGAAAGCCCUGAGGAAACUUCCUCAAAUUUUUGGCAUAAAUGUCCACUUGGACUCAAGAAUGAAUUGAUUUGAAUUUGGUGGUCAAAGGUCAAGGUCACUGUGACUGUGUCCAUCUCAUUUUCAAGAACGCAAUAUCUCAAGAACGACCUGAGGAAACUUCCUCAAAUUUUUGGCAUAAAUGUCCACUUGGACUCAAGAAUGAAUUGAUUUGAAUUUGGUGGUCAAAGGUCAGUGUGACCCCACAAAAAUGUCAACUUCACUGUGACGUCAUCAUGUUUUCUGGCCAUUAUUCAGCGUCGUAUCUCAGGAACAGAAGGCGAGACAUUUGGGCAGAUACAGAAUUUGUGACACAAAUUUUCUGAAACUGUGCUGAUUGUAUAGAUCCUCUGUGCUGUUGGGUUGAAGACGUGUGUGAAGCAUCUUCAUUUUAGAAUAUGAAGCAACAUCUGUACUUUUUGUCGACUGUCAUAGCUACAUAUGAGUCUGGAUGGACAUGGAUGUAAAUUGUAACUUAACUGGUUAGCAAAGGCAUACAACCAUGAGGUGGCAAUUGUAGUUUAAAUGCAUGUGUUUGGGAGACACUGAGCAUACGACUGGAUAAACGAAACUUGCAUUAUACUGCUUGAGUUGUGUGAGGGUUUGUAAAUGGAUGUUUUGAUACAGUUUUGUGUGUUGUUAAACGUGCUCAUCGUUUACUUCGAUUCAUGAAGCAUGUUCGCCCUUGAUGGAUCCUCCGUUCAUCAUAGAGGUAUGCAAGAAAAACAUAUUUUUCUUCAGUAAUUCAAGGUAACACAAGACGAGUAGUUCUUACACAAAUGCUCAUUUUGCAGGUGAAGUAUUCCUUUAAACUCUGCAUUACUUAGUCCCCUAUAUUUACUGGCCCAAGGCCGUGGGAGUUACUCCCCAAAUGUCCAUGAAAUGGACAAAGGCGCUUGUUCUUGGCCCCCAACAGGGUGCUACCAUGUUACCUCCUAAUGCCAAAGCUAUGCCAAGGUAGAGAUGAGCUACUGUGCUCCCAGGAACAGGAUAUGACACAGUCACGACACUAUAGAUAUACAGUACAUAGAUGUUUAUUUGCUCAGUACAACACUAGCCAACUCUAGCUUACCUCAGAAUAUCUCUGUGUCAUGAAUGUGUGACAGGCUAUCUGUCAUACAAGUGACAGCAGCCAUUAUUGACUGUUGACGAUACGGACAGUGUUAUGUAGCAUUUAUGACAGUGGGGUUUGCCCUGUGUUGUUAAUAUAUACUCACCUCAGACAGUUCUCUCGUCCGGCUUUGGACAGGAACCCCAAAGCUGCACGCUGUUUCUGAUUAUUCUGCUCCUCUAUCUGCUUUUAUCUGACAACGAGAAAACAAUAACAAUAAUAAAAUUGUAAACAACG